Rotaria sp. Silwood1 is the source of this 6471-nucleotide messenger RNA. The record is from the annotation of a GenBank genome assembly. Lineage: Eukaryota; Metazoa; Rotifera; Eurotatoria; Philodinida; Philodinidae.
AUGGAUGAUAUUAAUCAAGAAAUCAUUUCUUCACAUAAAGCUGAAGAAAAUCCAUAUACAAGUACUCCAAUAUCUGAUUUGAGUUCUAGUUCAUCAAAAACAGUUCGUGAUUAUGAUAAAGAACUUCAAGAACUCAAACGUGAAAAUUUUAAUUUAAAAUUACGUAUUUAUUUCCUUGAAGAACAUACUGAAUCCGAUACCAAUACUAAUGAAUGUCAAACUCAAACAUCGUAUGUACAACAGUUACAAAAUGAAAUUGAACGACUUCAACAACGCAUUCAAUCCCAAUCCGAACAAACUGAUAAUCGUCAAACAGUCUACAGUUUUAACUAUGAUGAUGAACGUCGUGCAUUACAUGAAGAAUUGGAAAGAAUUCGUCAAGAAAAUGCAACACUUCGAAAAUCAUUUCAAUUAAAUAGUAAUAAAACUAAUGAUGAUGAACAAGAAAAAUUAAUAAUAAAAACACCAGCAGUUAGUCAUAAUAUUCAAACAGUAACAUCGUCAAUUGAUAUAGAUUUCAAUACAACAACGCCUGGAAUGUCAAAUACAUUUAUAAAUAAUAGUAGUUUACAAGCUGAGCUUAACGAAUAUAAAGAACGAGAACGAAAAUUGCAAGAACAAGUUAAUUCAUUACAAAAACAACUCGAAAUGUCGUUACCGCAAACAAAUGAAACGCUUACUGAAUUAGAUCGUGCUCGUCGACGACUUCAACAAUAUGAAAUUGAUAUUAAAAAUUAUGAACAACAACAAUCAAAAUCAGAACGAGUAUUACAACGUUUACAAGCUGAUUAUGAAGCUCGCAUUGCUCAUGAUGAAACAAGUUCGAAUAUUAAUAUUGAAGAAUAUCGUCAGACAAUUAAUGAUCGAGAUCGGAUAAUUCAACAACUUGAAGAAGCCAUCAAUGAAAUAACGAUUCGCUUACGUACACCAUUUACAUUGAUGCUUCCAUCUCAUUCAUCAACAUCGCAAUGGACAGAUGAACAUAGUCAAAAUUUAAUUGAUGAAUUGAAUUCUCAAAUGCAAGCUCAUCUUGAAACUGUUGAUCAAUUACGAGCUGAAUGUGUUGAACUUCGACGAAGUGAAGCAAAUCUAAGAAAUCAAGUUGAAAGCUUAACUCAACUUAUUAAUGCACCCAAUCGAAAUCUAGGCUUACCUCCUUUAUCACAUCAGCCAACAUCAUGUUCCAAGACUGUUGAUGUUAUCGAAGAUGCUCGACAAGUUCAAGAUCUUCAAACUGUAGUUGUUCAAAUAACAUUACAACUUCAAAGUGAUGCAGAAAAUGUAUCCGGUUUAACAAAUCGUGUUGCACAAAUGAUUCGAGAUCGUGAUGAACAAUUAGAAAGACGUGAACCAGAAGUUGAAGGUCGUAUUCGUCAACAAUAUGCAUUACAAAUUGAAAUACUUCAACGUGAUAUACAAAAUUUAGAAGAAGAACUUAAACGUCGUGAUCGUCUUAUAAAUGAACUUAAAAAUGAGAAGAAAGGAACACAAACACAGACACGAAAAGACUAUGAAAGAUUUGAUCAAACUAAUAAUCAAGAAAGAAUAAAUUUACAAGGUCAACUUCGAACAGCUAAUGAAAACAUUAUGAAUCUUGAACAACAACUAGUCGUUGAACGAAGACAAUAUGAUGAUUUACAAAGACAAUAUGAAAAACUUAGAACAUCACAAGUUGAACCAUUGGAAAGAGAAAUUCAAUUACAAAGAAUACAAAUUGAAAAAUUUAAUCUUGAAAUGCGUGAAAUGGAAACGAAAUUUCAAAAAGAAAGACGUCAAAUUGAACGAGAUAGAGAUUUUGAAAACGAAAAAAAUAUUGAAUUACAAAAUACAUUAAAUCUUACAAAUCGACGAUUUAAUGAAAUUCAAACUGAAUAUGAUAGAUUAAAACCAAUCUUUGAUGAACAACGAGGUCAAUACGAAAUACAAAUUCGAAUGUAUCAAAAUCAAAUAGCUCAAAUAGAUCAAGAAAGAAAUCAUACAAAUGAUGAAUUACAAAAUUUAAGACGUGAAUAUCAAGCUACUAUAGAUCGAUAUCGUGAUGUUGAUGGAAAAAUUUUUGAAUUAACAAGAAGAAAUGAUGAAUUAAAAUCACAAAUAUCUAUUUAUGAAAAACGAUUUCAUGAUAAUGAAGAUAAUGAUAAACGAUAUCAAAAUGAAAUAACUACAUUAAAACGUGAUAUUCAAGAUAUAUUACGAGAAAAUGAAGAAUGGAAACGUAACUAUGAAAUAAUAAAAGCUGAUUUAGAUAGUGUACAAUAUGAAAACGAAAAAAUUAUAUCGAAUUAUCAAACUGUGAAUCAUGAAAAUAUUCAACUUAAACGUGAUAUUAAUGAUCUUACAGUUCGAAUUCGUCUACAAGUACAACAAGAAUAUGAAGAAGAAUAUCGUCAAUUAAAUAGUCGUCGAGAAACAGAAAUUCAAACUGUUCGAAAAGAACAAGAAGCUAUUCAAAAUGAUCUUGAUCAAAUGAGGGCAGAAAGAACACGUCUUGCAGAUCGACUGCAAACAGUAGAAUAUAAUUUAAAACAAGCCAAUGAAACAAUUCAAAGCUAUACAUCUGAUAUUGAUCGUCUUAACAAAGCUCUUAAGUUAUCUGAAGGAAAAAAUGGAGAACUUGAACGUGAACUAUCACGAUCGUAUACCGAGGAAUUAAAAACGAAAACUGAUCGUAUUCAUGAUUUAGAAAACAAAUGUCAAUCACUUGAAAAACAAUUAAAUCAAUAUGAACAAAUAAUUCAUGAUCUUCAGCAAGAUAAAACAAAAUUAGUUGAAUCUUAUGAUCGUCUUCAACGUGAAUAUGAACAACAAAAUAGUCAUGUUUCUCCACAAACAAAUUUAACAACAGUUGAAGAACGUGUUGGAAAAGAAGUUGUUCAAACGAAUGAAAACAAACAGGAGUUGAUCGAUAUACUUGAACAAAAACUUCGUGAAAAAGAUCAUAUAAUUCAAAAACUUCAACAUGCUCGUUCAUCAUUUGAUGGAAAAGAUCUUCAAUUAGAUCUUGAAAUUGAAAUUGAACAUUUUCCACAAAAUCUUGAUACUGAAGAACAUUUUAUUCGAACCUUUACUGAAGCAUCUCCAGGACGAGAUCAAAAAUUUGAAAAAAUUCUUGAUAAUACUCGACAAGAUAAUACAUCAGUUAUUGGAACAUUUCGAGAACAAUAUUUAGUACGUGAUCAACGAAGUGAAGAAACAUUGAAUGAACGAACAAGAAAUAUUAAUGAAUAUGAACGUCGUAUAAGUGAAUUACAAACAACUAUUCGUGAUCGUGAACGUGAAAUUCUUAAUAUAAAUGCUAAAUUACAACAAAUUGAACAAACAUUUAAUACUCAACAACAUGAACUUGAUAUUUGUCAACAAAGACUUGAUAUUUCAAAUGUUGAUUUAAAUAUUGCAAUUGAAGAAAACGAAACUCAUUUAGAUAGAAUUAGAACCUUAGAAAAACAAUUAGAAAUGUCUCAAAUGCGAAAUAUAACAUCUGAACAAAUAGCUCAAUAUCAAACUAUGAUCGAUGAUCUUAAAGCUAGACUUCGAAAUCAUGAAGAUACAAUACAGACUCUUCAACGUACUAUAUCUGAUUCUGAUAGAACAUUAAGAGAAACACGUCAAAAUCAUCAAUCUAUUCAAAGUGAUUAUAAUCGAACACAACUUCGACAUGAACAAAUGGAAAAUCAAUUUAAAGGUGACUUAGAAAAUCGUGAUCAAACUAUUGCUUCUUUACGUAAAAAAUUAAUCGAUAAAGAUCAAGAAAUAGAUAAAUUACGUCAAAGUGAUAUUGCUAAAGAAGCACUUAUUAGUAAAUUACGUUCAAAAUCUCGUGAAUCCGAUCAAGAUUCACGAAGUGAAUAUUCAGGAGCACGUGCUCCUACAAAUGUUGCCUUAAGAUUAGAAAUUCAAAAGAAAGAUGAUCAAAUCGAUGAACUUAAACGACAAUUAGAUCGAACUCGUCGAGAUAUAUCUUCAAGUGGACGAGAUGACUCGUCCACUGUUCAACAUGCUCAACGAGUAGUAGUUCACCAUCGUCCUCGUUUGACCAAUUUUGAUCAUCUAAAUCGUGAAGAACUUCUAUAUGAACUUGAAAUGGCUCUACAAGACAACGAAGGAUUAGUUCAACAAUUAGCAAAAAAAACACCUAAUAUAACCGAAUUACACAAUCAACUACUUGAUUUACGCAAAGAACUAGCACGUCAAAAAUAUGUUAAUCAAGUUUUAUGGCGUAAACUUGAUGCAUUAAUUGAUAUUCAAGGUUCAAAUACACGAGCAGAAUUAGCCCUUGAAUUAGCUAAUUAUCAUGAUGAACUUGAAGCAUUAAAAGCUAAACAACAUCGUGCAAAUGAUACUCGUCUUGCUAUGCUCAAUGCUAGUUCGAGAUCAUCAUCAGGUGUUUGUUUAAAAUUGAAUAUUAGUUUAUUAAAUAAUGAUGUAUUAUUAUCGAAUACUGAAUUACCAUCGAAUGAUAUUCAAUCAAAAAUAGAAAUUUUGAAACAUUCAAAUCUUGAAUGGCAAGAAAGAUUUGCUCAUCUUAAAGAAAAAUAUUAUCAAUGUGAACGUCAAUCAAGACAUUAUUAUCGAAAAUUAAUGAAAUCUAUCAAAUUAUUAUAUGAUGCUGGUCUAAUUGAUUCUUCUUCAAUUCGACAACGUCGACAUAGUGCUGAUGAUCCUGAUCGAAAACUUUCAACAUUUAUGAAUAUGAUUAUCGCAAACGAAAAAAUUGAUAAUUCUCAUGAUAUUAAAAAUAUAGAAGAACUUCAAGAAAUAAUUCGUAAUCAAAAGAAAUAUAUUGAACAAUUACAAAUACGUGUUCGUAUAAAUACACCAGAUAUAAUUCAAUCAGGAACAUUACAACAAUUGACUGAACAAAAUAAGAAUUUAAAUCGUGUUAUUCAAACUUAUAAAAAUGAAUCAAAUAUACUUAAAAAACAACUUGAAAAACUUAAUAAAACUAGUGAAUAUAAUCAAAUAACAUUACAACAAUAUCAAAAUCUUAUUAUAAAACAACAAAAUUAUAUUGAACAAAUAAAUAAAAAUUUAUAUCAAUACGCACAAUCAUCCAAGAAAAAUGAUCUUCCGUUAAUUAUAUUCAAUGAAAAACAGAAUAAAAUUGAUGAUUUAAUAAUUGAUUUAAAUAAAACUAUUUUACAAGAAUAUGAUAAAAUAAAAAAAACAUCAUUGAACAAAAAAGAUAGCGGUGUUGAAAGUGUUAUCGACAGUACACGUUAUACUUUAACACAACAAGAAUAUCAACGACAAAUUACUGAUAAAGAUGAUCAUAUUAGACAAUUAACAAAAGAACUUAAUGAUUUGAAAAAAACUCAUGAAACUGAAUUAAAUCAAUAUCGCCUAAAAUCAGAAAAAACUCAUACUGAUUUAGUUGAUGAUUUAAAUGUUAAACAAAAUGAUUUACGUCAAGCACGUUUACAAGUUGAAUUAUUAAAAUCAACAAAAACUCAACUUGAACAAGCUCAAGAUCAAAAUCAAAGAUUACAAGCUGAAAUAAAACUUUUACAAAAUGAAAUUAUGAAUAAAAAAGCUUUAAUUGAUCAUUAUGAAAAACAAAUAAGUUUAUUAGAAAAACAAAUAUCAUCUCGUGAUGGUGGUAAAGGUGAAAUGACAAUUCGAACAAGUGAAAUGUCUGAAUUAUUAGAAGAAAUGCGUCGUCUUCGUCAUGAUCUUGAACGAAGUAUUCAUAAACAAAAUGAAUUACAAGCUAAAUUAGAUGAAAAUAUUCGUCUAACAAAAGCAGCACGUGAAUUUUCAUUUUCUGGUCGUGGUGUUUCAUAUCCUGAUCUUCGUAUUAUUGAUGGAACAAGUUCAAUAGGUGCUGAACAUAUAUCAUUAGUUAGUAUGAUGGAUGAAAAACGUUCAAGACCUCUUGGAUCAUCAACAACAGAACUUGCAACUGAACAAAUAAAUCUUGGAAAAAAAUAUAUUGUUGGUGAAUUAGAAGAUCAUGAGAAUCUUCGACGAUUAAUAGCUAACAUUAGAAUUGAAUUAAAAGCACUUGAAGUUAAACUUAAAGAAAAACUUCGAUCAAAACAUACAACAUCAAUGACUGACCCAUCAAUAGAAUGGCUUGAACAUCGUUUAAAUUCUCUUAAUCAAUGUCUUACAAGUUUAGAAGAAACUUACCGAUUAAUGGAAUCAUAUUGGUCAGCAUAUUUACCAAAUAAGAAUCGUUAUAAUGAACAUCAAUUUAAUGAUCCACGUCUUGCCAAUGAAAAUAAAGAACUUCGAAUAUCUCAAUCAAAUUAUAUGCAAGAAUUACAAAAUUUAAAACAAAAAUAUAAAGAACAAUCAGCUCAUGUAGAACAAUUACUUACUCAAUUGACAGUAAUACGGCCAACAUUAGAUGUUUUACAAAAAGCUCGUUCAAAUAUGGAACAUCAUUUAAAAGAGUCAAAUAAUAUAAAUAAUAUGUCAUCAAGUAGUACUCAAUCACAUCAUCGUCAUCGUACAAAUUGUUUAGAUUAA